This is a messenger RNA of Arabidopsis thaliana (thale cress), 1225 nucleotides long. Its product is annotated as Haloacid dehalogenase-like hydrolase (HAD) superfamily protein. Gene Ontology annotation, cellular component: nucleus. The transcript has a single exon. The record is from RefSeq and is marked reviewed. The coding region runs from base 8 to 1036 and encodes 342 amino acids. NCBI's taxonomy places the organism in Eukaryota, Viridiplantae, Streptophyta, Magnoliopsida, Brassicales, Brassicaceae. Gene Ontology annotation, molecular function: RNA polymerase II CTD heptapeptide repeat phosphatase activity; phosphoprotein phosphatase activity; protein serine/threonine phosphatase activity. Gene Ontology annotation, biological process: regulation of transcription by RNA polymerase II.
ACUAACGAUGUCUUUGAUUGAAAACUCAUGUCUAGAACCAGAAUCCAAAACAGCAACAUUAAUCUGCGGUCACUUCUUCGUCCGUUACGGAAUCUGCUGUAACUGCAGAUCGACGGUAGACAGAGACUACGGCCGAGCAUUCGAUUAUCUCGUCCAUGGGUUACAAUUAAGCCAUAAAGCCGUUGCGGUUACAAAGAGCCUUACUACACAACUCGCUUGCCUUAACGAGAGAAAGCUUCAUCUAGUCCUUGACUUGGACCACACGCUUCUCCAUUCUAUUAUGAUUUCACGGCUUUCCGAAGGAGAGAAGUAUCUAUUGGGAGAGUCAGAUUUUAGGGAAGAUCUUUGGACACUUGACAGAGAGAUGCUGAUAAAACUUCGACCUUUUGUUCACGAGUUUCUGAAAGAAGCCAACGAGAUUUUCUCCAUGUAUGUCUACACGAUGGGGAAUCGUGACUACGCUCAGGCUGUGCUGAAAUGGAUUGAUCCGAAGAAAGUAUACUUUGGGGAUAGAGUCAUUACCAGAGACGAGAGUGGUUUUUCGAAGACGCUUGAUCUUGUGUUGGCUGAUGAGUGUGGAGUUGUGAUUGUGGAUGACACUCGUCAUGUUUGGCCUGAUCAUGAGAGGAAUCUGCUACAGAUUACCAAGUACAGUUACUUCAGAGAUUAUAGUCAUGAUAAGGAGUCAAAAUCUUACGCAGAGGAGAAGAGAGACGAGAGUAGGAACCAGGGAUCAUUGGCGAAUGUUUUGAAAGUUCUCAAGGAUGUUCACCAAGAAUUUUUCAGAGGCGGAAUUGAGGAAUUAGAUUCAAAGGACGUGAGGCUGUUGCUACAAGAACAACACAUAGCAGUUUCAAUCAAAAUUUGCUCCCAAAACCUAAGCCAUCAGAAACAAAUGUCCCCUUUUAUAUCAGGAAGCAACAAACAUGAAAAUGUUAAGUUUUACAAGUCCCAAUCAAUGGAGUUAGAUACUAUCACAGGUACUGGAAGUAGAGUGUAUUCAUCAUCCGAGGAACAUUGCUUGGUUUGCACUUGAUAGAUGUCGAAGAUUCCAUAUGGUAAAAUGUGGCAGAUGCUAGUUCGAAAAUACAUUUACUGUUAAUAUCUUGACGUAUGUACAUAAGUUUACGCAAACAUAAGUAGAGUAGAUACUUGUGUAAUAGUGGUUGAGAAAUUUUAAAAGUUGUGUUUAAUAUAUCAUCUUGCAUCUCAUCAAAGGAAAGAC